Humulus lupulus (European hop) is the source of this 1119-nucleotide messenger RNA. RefSeq lists its product as uncharacterized. The record is from RefSeq and is a predicted model, not a curated record. Bases 144 to 992 code for a protein of 282 amino acids. NCBI's taxonomy places the organism in Eukaryota, Viridiplantae, Streptophyta, Magnoliopsida, Rosales, Cannabaceae. The transcript has 4 exons.
CAAAGAAAGAGAGAGGAGAUGCAAAAUUAUCGAGCACUGAAUAAAUACAAUCACAAACUCUCUAGAGGAGGCUAUGUGUGUAUUGAAGAGAUGUUAAUGGAACAAAGUGGGAAAAGUCUGACUGAACUUGAUAGGGCAGACUUAUGGAGCAUGGGUCGUCGGAAUGCAAAAGGAGAGCUAAUUGGAGAGGCGAGAUUCAAAAAAAUAUUGAUCAUUACCGGCAACUCCAAGCUGAGGGUAAAUGGGCACCUGAUGGCCCUGAUGAUGUGCUGAUGAGGGCGUUGGGCACUCCUGAGCCUCGAGGACGUGUUAGGGCUGGAGGACACGGUGUGUCCCACUCAGUAUACUGGAAUACUCCAACACCUACCUCAACGAAAAAUAAAUCAAAAGCCUCUUCUUCGAAUGACGACAUUAGAAAGGAAUUUGAAGAAAGAUUUCGAAAACAAGAAGAAGAGCAUCGUCAACAAACACAACGCCUAGAAGAGCACCUUCAGCAACAAGAUGAGCUCUUGAGAAAAUUAUUGGCCCAACAGAGCGGAUCAGGAUCUAACGUUGGAGUCCUACCAGCGCCAUCAUCAUACUAUGUGCCUGACCCACCAGUGCCACCAGCGCAGGCGUCCUACUAUACUCUAGACCUAGUAGUGCCUCAAGCAGAACACCAUAUUGUUGCACUACAACCGCUUUUGCAAGAGGGCCGAGCAUGCCAAUUAGCAAUUGGUUCGGUUUCAAACAUUGUUGCAUCAGGUACACUCAUUGAAAGAGAGGCAGGCAACAACUUCCAAGUUAUGAUUACGAGUGUUCUUAAGCCAACCUGUCCUCUCCCUUUUGCAUAUCCUGAUUUGGACAUGUACAUAGUUGCUCAGGCCAUUGGGACGCCAAUAGCGUGGCCUAAGGAUUUUGUCAUUAUAUCUGAAGAUGUAACUCAUGAGACUCCCUCUACAAGUAGGACCAAAUCACAACGACCAAGAGCUCCAUCAACACAACAACCUUGAGAAAGAAGACGACAACAAACUCCUCCAACACAAUUGGCCCACACUCCAUUGGAACGAUUACAGAAUAUCGUAUCUCAUUGGGAUGAUGGCGAGUGUGUCAAUCUAGGCAUAGAGUCUGAAGUUUUUG